Molecule: messenger RNA, 725 nt
Organism: Ilex paraguariensis (yerba mate)
Lineage: Eukaryota; Viridiplantae; Streptophyta; Magnoliopsida; Aquifoliales; Aquifoliaceae
Source: the annotation of a GenBank genome assembly
GGUUUGAACGUCUGCUGGAAAAUUGGUUGUUGCAAAGUUUGGGCCCUCUCUCUCUCUCUCUCUCACACACACACACACAGUAAAUCAUCUCCAUCUUUUCUUCCUGUCCGGCUCACCCAAACCAUGUCUCUCACAGCUUUGAUGUUCCGGUCACUGGUGAGGUUUCUGUCAUCUUUUGUGGAUGAACCAGCAGUUUCUAUAGCAACCAUACUGCACUACAGUGAUCUUCUUCCUCAAAACACCAUCUUAGAGACAUUGGUUGAAGACGCUUUGCUCCAUCCAGAGAACUAUCUGUUCCAUUUCCUCAUCAACUUGUUGAAAUGUUUUUGGUAGAUACAUUCAAGGGUGAGGCUUGAAGUAGAGGUAAAAUUUGGGCCACGGGGUCGAUUUCUGGAAAUAGUCAUUCUUGCGUUCAUUUAACUCUAGACCCUGCAAAUGCCGGACUCACCCACGGAUAGGUAGUUUUGAUUUUCACUAUUUUUGGUUUCACAUAUUCCAUGGUGAAGCGGUUCUUUUGAUCUACAUUCCUGACUGCUGAUAUAGUUCUUGCUUAUUUUCUGUCAAAUUAGUAUGUUAUCAGACACUUGCAUGGUGAUGUUUGUGUCAUUAUACUGAAUUAUACCAAUUGGGGAAUAAAUUUGAAGUCUGAUCUAAUUUUUAUUAUCUUGGGGUCUAUUUAUUCUUGAUAUUGAACUCCAUUGCAAGCAGUUUGUCUGUCUAUCCAA